UUAAUGUCUUUAUCUAAUCUUUAUAUUUUACUGCGUUAAAAAAAUCGUUUAAUGAGUUAGUCCCAAAUAAAGUUUUCUGUUAUGAACAUUUUAGAUUUAAACGAUUAUUCUUUACUUGGAAUAAUCGAAUAUCUUAAUUCAACGGAAUUAUGGCAAUUAAGCAGGUAAAUAAUUAAUUUAACACCAUUUCAAAUUAAGCUAUUAAACCUUGAUUAAAGGACGUGUAAAAAAUUUCACAAUUUAAUCAAACAUAAAAAAUUAUGGUGGAUAAUUGAUGCUAGAGAUUCCCCGCAUGAUCUCAAUAAGAUCACUUUUUGCUUCAAAAAUAUAAUUGAUGUAACCAAAGAAAUUAGAUUUUGUUCGGAGAGCAGGUGUGGAGAAAUUAUUCCGAACGAUUUUAUCGGAUAUUUAAAAUACACAAAUUUGGUUAUUAUAGCUUUGGAGAAUCAAAAAAUAUCUGGCAAUAAAGUAAAUAUAAAAAGUGUUAUCGUCUUGAAAGACUAAACCAAAAACUUCAAAACAUUCGGGUUUAGCCGUCUUUAAAGACGCAUCAAACAUUUAAAAAUUACCUAUAUAAUAUUAUUAAAAUUUCAUAUUAUAGAUACAAUUAAGUGAGUUCCCUCAAAGCUUGAUUGAACUGAGCUUGAGAAAAACAUACGUGACUCAUCCAUCCACGUUUAUCGAAAACAGCUCGGUUCAAAUGAAAAACUUAAAAGUCUUUAUAUUAGAUGAAUGCUUUUGGGUGAAUGGAAAAUUUAUUUAUAUAUUAGGAACAUAUUCUGCUUUAGAAAUCUUAUCGCUUUAUAAAUGCAAAAAAUUAUUCGAUUUUGAUAUAAGAUAUCUCACCGAUUUUAAUAAACUACGAAUUAUUGACUGUCGCUUUUCCGGAUUAGGAAACGAAUUUUUUAAGUACAUGACUCAAAAAACCCAACUACAAGAAAUGUAUUUCGAAAAUUACCUAACAAUGUAUUUCCCCACAAAAAUCGAACGCGAAAAAGAAUUAAACUCGGGUUCCCAGCCUAAAAAAUACUCGUACUAUUCUAAAGUGGACGAUAUUGCGUUAUGGGAUAAAAACGUUGUGAACCAACAUUUUGGCGAGGAUUGCGAUACUCGUAAGCGUGCCUAUGGACAUGUGAAUUAUUGUGGAACAACGCUUUAUUCCGAAGCUCAAGCUAUCGAAGGGAACGAUAACAAUUUUAAAAGUAUUUUAUAUGAACCACCUUAUGAUAAGUGUACGUGCGGAUUAAAUUCUGAAACAAUUCGUAUAAAUACAGCUAAAACGGAAUAUUUGAAAAGAGAUAUAGGGCAUGAUAGAUUUCCAAGAGAAGUAAAUGAUCCAUUUGAAUUAAGAGAAUGUACAGGAUAUAUUUAUGAGUUGAGUUUUAGAGCUAAUGAUCCUAGAAAUUUUAGGAAACAUGAAUCCGAAAUAUGUAUCAGAAAUGAUUUAGACCUAUCAAUUUUUGAACAUACAACAGAUGGUUCUGAUGAUCCCAGAAAUUUUAUAAUACAUCAUCAAGAUAUAGACUUCAACGAAAUUUAUCCUCAAACAUAUAGGAGAUUUACAAAGCCUGGAGAUGUAACAGGAACUGUUGUGAGCAAAGAAGGUAUAGAACAGUUUUUAAGAUUAAAUCCCGAUUGUAGGAUUAUCCACGAAAUUAUGUGUACAUGUAAACCAAAAAUUCAUUUUUAA
This is a messenger RNA of Onthophagus taurus, 1690 nucleotides long. Lineage: Eukaryota; Metazoa; Arthropoda; Insecta; Coleoptera; Scarabaeidae. The record is from RefSeq and is a predicted model, not a curated record.